Molecule: messenger RNA, 1014 nt
Organism: Colletotrichum destructivum
Lineage: Eukaryota; Fungi; Ascomycota; Sordariomycetes; Glomerellales; Glomerellaceae
Exons: 1
Coding region: 1-1014 (337 amino acids)
Source: RefSeq, a predicted model, not a curated record
AUGUCCUCCACAACCAACGACUUUGAAACGUGGUCUGGCAUCAUUGACGAUGCUAAUCGAUUCACCAAGUCUGAUGGCCAACCAUGGACGUUCCUUGUAGGCGAUCAUACCAGACCAAUUCAAGCCUACGGACUCCUGAACCCCACCGUCGUUAGUUAUCUGAAGGUCUCCGGGUCCAGGUUCUUCACGUUUGACAGCACGUGGAGGGAGGUCAGGCUACAGCCCGAAACCUGCAACAGCCCGCUUGACUUCACCCGCGCCUUCGUCCAAAUCCGCCAACAUCUCAGCAAAACCAUGGACCCGUGCGGUGGUAGGUUUCCAAAUGCACUGCUUGAAAACAUUGACAUGAUUCCUUUGAUCUGUGCCCCGAUCCGACGCUUCGACGGGGACCGCGGCUGUUCUCGGGCUGGCAUCCCGCGAGACAUCGCGCCGCUCUUCGGCGUCACUGUUCCGUCCGUCCAUGUCAACAUUUACUCUCAGUCUGGAGAGGAAGUGAAGCUGUAUCUUGCUGUUCACCCAUUGCGGUCUCCGUACCCCCUGGACCAGUGCGUCGUUAGCGAUCUCCAGCCUGGAGACGUUGCAAUUGAUCGAAUCAGAACCGAAACCUACGCCCAGGUCGAGUCUGGGAUACCUCUACACAAAGCCCCAAGGAACAAGCCGGAUGAUUUCGAAAUUUCCUGGAUCCGCUACUUCGACUUUAUCCAAAUGGUUCUGGGAACCGGGCCCCAGGUUGAUCUGCUGCCCAAGCCUGGCAUGCUGAAGCCCUACGAUCUGAAGUUGGGUCCUGGCGCUCGUCUGAAGGCCAGGGAUGGCAUCUGUUCGAUCGAGGCGUUCAGUGUCGAGCAGGUCAAAGACUUUCUUGUUGAUCGCAAGUUCAAGCCGGAGUCGGCGCUGGUUAUGCUUGACUUUCUCAUCCGUCACAAACUUGUCGGCGAUAGCAAUGGGGACCGGGAGAAGCUGGACAGUCGCCUGAGGAGAGACUUGGGCUUGCCUUUCGACAACCACAGAUGUUGA